Molecule: messenger RNA, 1629 nt
Organism: Fonsecaea multimorphosa CBS 102226
Lineage: Eukaryota; Fungi; Ascomycota; Eurotiomycetes; Chaetothyriales; Herpotrichiellaceae
Exons: 1
Coding region: 1-1629 (542 amino acids)
Molecular function (GO): oxidoreductase activity
Source: RefSeq, a predicted model, not a curated record
AUGGGCUCUUUAGAUCAAGGCUCGACAUACGACGUCCUCAUUGUUGGGGCCGGCUUCGCAGGACUUUACCUUCUGCACCGUUUGAGGAAGCUAGGGUUCUCUGUCCAUCUUUUCGAAGCAGGCGCCAGUCUGGGAGGGACGUGGUUCUGGAACUGUUAUCCUGGUGCCCGUGUUGACUCGGAAGUGCCAAUAUACCAGUUCGCAUCUGAAGAAGUUUGGAGAGACUGGGAAUGGAGCGAGCGAUAUCCUGGCUGGCAGGAGAUUCAACGUUACUUCAAGCAUGUCGAUCGAGUUUGGAACCUUAGCCCCGACAUCUCGUUCAACGCCCGAGUCAAUUCUGCACAUUGGUGUAACGGAACGAGAAAAUGGACGAUCACCGCCGGACCAGACGACGGCAUUGGCGCACGAUCGAACUUUAUCAUCUUUUGCACCGGAUUUGCGGCCAAACCAUACAUCCCAGCGAUCAAGGGCCUCUCCCAGUUCAAAGGCGAGGCAUAUCACACUGCCGCGUGGCCCACCCACGAGAUUUCCUUAACGGACAAGCGAGUUGGUGUCAUUGGAACGGGCGCAAGCGGAGUCCAGGUCAUACAAGAGUUGGGUCCCAUUGUGUCUCAUCUCACCGUGUUUCAGAGAACCCCCAACACGGCUCUGCCUAUGAACCAGGAAGUCUUGGACCACGAUGCCAAUCAGCGGAUCAAAAAGGAAUACUCAAAAACGCUUGAACUCAGCCGGAACACCUUUUGCGGAUUUCUCUUCGAUUUUGCAAAGGAGAAGACGUUUGAUGUUCCUGAAGACGAGAGACUGCGUUUCUACGAGACCUUGUGGAAUAAGGGAGGCUUUAACUUCUGGAUGGGUUCCUACCGUGAUAUUGUGUUCGAUAGGUCUGCAAACAACAGUUCGUAUGAUUUCUGGAGGGAAAAAACGAUUUCAAGGAUCAAAGACCCCUGGAUGGCCGAGAAGCUUGCCCCCAAAGUGGCACCUCAUCCAUUCGGGACCAAACGUGUUUCUCUUGAGCGGACAUAUUUCGAAGUCUUCAACCAAAGCAACGUUGACCUGAUCGACCUGACUGAGAACCCCAUCGAUGAAGUGACGCAAGAGGGCGUCCGAACCCAAGAUGGCAUUGAGCACCGGCUGGAUGUCCUCGUCCUGGCCACCGGCUUCGACUCGGUUUCAGGUGGUCUGACCAAUAUCGACAUCCGCGGAUCUCACGGAACCUCGGUCAAGGAGGAAUGGGCUCAAGGUGUACACACAUGGUUAGGCCUGUGUACGCGUGGUUUUCCGAACCUGUUCUUCGCUUACGGCCCCCAGGCACCGACGGGCUUCUCUAAUGGACCAACGACCAUUGAAACUCAAGCUCCUUGGAUAGUCGACCUUCUCCUACAUAUGCGCCAAGAGAGCUAUUCAGCUGUAGAGCCAACUUUGGAUGCACAAAUGCGUUGGAAGACACACGUGAACGAACUGGGAGACGCCGGUCUGUUUUCGGAGGCCAAGAGCUGGUAUUUCGGCGAUAAUAUUCCUGGUAAACCUCGGGAAGCUCUGAAUUACAUGACUGGAGUACCCAAGUAUCGCAAGGAGCUGGAAGAUUGCAAGUCAUCAGGUUACAGCGGGUUCGAAUUCAGUAGAAUCUGA